Molecule: messenger RNA, 2809 nt
Organism: Conger conger (European conger)
Lineage: Eukaryota; Metazoa; Chordata; Actinopteri; Anguilliformes; Congridae
Product: myelin-associated glycoprotein
Exons: 11
Coding region: 425-1981 (518 amino acids)
Source: RefSeq, a predicted model, not a curated record
CAGGUGGCGGGACACCUCUGUUCCACAGGUGAUUUAGGUUAGCCUCCUAAUUGAUGGGGAGGAGGUGAACGCAAACUGUGAUUGGGUUAUGGUGAACAGUCAGAAAUACCGCUUUUUCUUUUGUUUAUUUUUUGUUUUAGGAUAUCCACUAAAACUAAUAAAUUAAACUACCCGCGAAAGCACCAAGAGAGCACACCACUGCAGAAGGCAGAACUAUUGGGCUGGGCCCUGGGGAGGAUAGGGGGGUCGUUUUCCAAGUAAGGUUGUUGCAGAAUGGUGUCAGAAAAGUUUCACAGCGAGGGUUCCUCAUCUCCAGUCAACGUCUGUCUCUGCUCUGAAGAAGCCACACCUGUUCAUCUGCUGAUCAUCUACUCAAGAAAUAAGUUCCGCUCUUUGUUUCUGCAUCUCCCUGACACACAGAAACAUGACUGGCACUGAGAGAUUCAUCCUCAUUGGCUGCCUGCUGCAAGGAGCCCUGGGUGGAGAGUGGGCAGUCUGGAUGCCUCAGAGUAUAGAAGCUCUGAAUGGAUCCUGUGUGCUGAUUCCCUGCAGAUUUGAUAUCCCAGCUCUACAUGACAAACAUCUGGGAGCUUCCGUCAGUGGAAUAUGGAGGAAAAGUACAGGAACGGGUCCAGUGGUGUUUAAUUCCAGCACAGCUGAGACAAAGCCUGAACAGAACAAAAUUAAAGGAACUUUAAUUGGAAAACUGCAGAACAAGACCUGCACUACAAUUCUGGACAGCUUCCCCUCAUCUUACAGUGAUAGAUAUUUCUUCAGAUUGGAAUCCCAGACUGCUCUCAAGUAUACGUUUGAUACAAGUGUCAUCAUUAAUGUACAAGACUCUCCACCCAAACCCAAGUUAACCCCAGAGAAGGUGGAGGUGAUGGAGGGGACCUCUGUGAGUUUGAGCUGCUCUGCUGCAGCCCCCUGUCCCCAACUCCCCCCAAAUCUGACAUGGACCCCCAGGCUGAGUGACAGUGUGGAUCAACUACAAGAGAAUGAGGAUAAUAGCACAUCUGUGUCUUCUGAUCUGACCUUCACUGCUUCCCACCUCCACCAUGGGCAGAAGAUCACCUGCAGGGCACUUUACACACUGCAACAAGGAGGCAAUCUGAUGUCUGAGGCCAGUCUGACUCUCAGAGUUCUAUAUCCUCCUAAGAAUACCUCAGUGUCAGUCAGUCCCUCUGGUUCAGUGUUAGAGGGCAGCUCAGUGACUCUGACCUGUAGCAGUAAAGCCAGCCCACCAGUGCAGAACUACACCUGGUUUGAAUUGAAUGUUAGUCGGGUGACGUACAGGGGAACUGGGAUUAAACUGGUCCACCAGUUGUCUGACACCAAAGCGCAAUUCUACUGCGUGGCGAGAAAUAACCAAGGAAAAGACACUUCACCUGUGGUUCAACUCAACACUGAAUACUGUCCUAAGAAGACCUCAGUGUCAGUCAGUCCCUCUGGUUCAGUGUUUGAGGGCAGCUCAGUGACUCUGACCUGCAGCAGUAAAGCCAGCCCACCAGUGCAGAACUACACCUGGUAUAGAGUGAAUGGGAGAGACACUGUGGCUGUAAGAACUGCAGAGCAACCAACGCUACUAGUCGCUGCCAGAGCCGGUGGGCACUACUUCUGUGAAGCACGGAAUCAGUGUGGGGCACGGAGGUCUGAAACAGUGUUCCUGUUUUUUGAAGGAAGUAAGUGUUCUCUUGUGCAAAAUAUUAUCAUCGGAGCAUUGGCAUUCUUCUAUAUUCUAACAGUUUGUUUUGCGGUCUACAGAUAUAAAAGCCAGUCCAAAAAAAUAAAAGCACUGCAGGGAGAAAAGGGCGGGGACAAUUAUGCCAGCCUGCAGAUCUCCACGAUGACCACCUCUGAUUAUGAUGUCAUAAGGAAGGAAGUGGACGCUACCCAAGGAGCAGAUCAAGGAACGUAUGAUUAUGAAAACAUAAAAAGGAAGAAUCACAAAGACGGACCAGGAACUGUCAGAAAAUAUUAAUAACGGUGCUCAGAAUAUUAAAUGCAUAUAUAUUUGUAUGACAAGGGGCCGCCUGUAGCGUAGUGGUUAAGGCCUGUAGCGUAGUGGUUAAGGUACACUCAAGGUGGGUGGUUUGAUCCCCACUGAGCCACGCACAGCCGUUGGUCCCUUGAGCAAGGGCCCUGAACCCUGUAUUGCUCCCGGGGAGGAUUGUCUCCUGCUUAGUGUAAUCAAUUGUAAGUCACUUUGGAUAAAAGCGUCAGCCAAAUGACAUGUAAUGUAAUGAUGAGAAAUAUGCUCUUGCCAGGUGUCUUCUUAAUUCUUAUAUUAUGAAAUAUAUAAACCAUGAAGUGCAUCAGCUGUGCACGGUAAGCUAAAAAAAGGUUGUCUGUACAGGCUGAAAUGUUGCUAUUGCCAGAGUCACUUGCUAGUGCUAGUUUGCUUAGACCCCACCAUUGAUAGAGGCACUUUCCUUUGUAUUUUUGAAUGGUGCAUGGACAGGUUGGGUACAGUACAUUUCUGCACUUGUGCUUGGUUUUAGGUCAGAGUAGGAAUCCUCGGAAGUUAGAAUAACUAACUUAACAUGAGCUCAAGAGUUGCAGUCACCUGCAACUGGAUGUAUUUUGGUUUUGGGUUUUUUUGCUAUAUUUUUAUAAUGUGUUUUGUUUGGCUUUUUGGGGAAGUUAUUUUUUUAACUCUGCUUUGUUUUUGUGCACUAGAGACUUGUGUUGUUGUGUCCAAACUAAAGUCCACCCAUAUAUGCCAGUGUACCAUUGUAAUAUGGGUGGAUUUUAGGUAAGUACAGGUUAAGUGUGCUAUUCAAAUAAAGUGAAACUGGUGUACAAUGUG